Bombina bombina (fire-bellied toad) is the source of this 1726-nucleotide messenger RNA. It is a transcript of the gene IGSF11, whose product is annotated as immunoglobulin superfamily member 11. Lineage: Eukaryota; Metazoa; Chordata; Amphibia; Anura; Bombinatoridae. Gene Ontology annotation, cellular component: cell-cell junction. The record is from RefSeq and is a predicted model, not a curated record. The transcript has 7 exons. Gene Ontology annotation, molecular function: ionotropic glutamate receptor binding. Gene Ontology annotation, biological process: homophilic cell-cell adhesion. Bases 67 to 1284 code for a protein of 405 amino acids.
GAGAGCGAUUCCUCUGUUAACUGUCUGGGUCUAGGAGAUGGUUUUGUGACUUCGCUUCAGGUCAUUAUGGACAAAGAAAACAUCCAGGUGGCCAGGGGUCAGUCAGCUGCACUUUUCUGUACUUUUACCACCAGUGCAGCCCUCACUAAUCUCAACAUUAUCUGGACGGUGACUCCUCUCUCCAAUGCCAACCAGCCAGAACAGGUUAUCAUAUAUCAAGGGGGGCAGAUAUUCACUAACGCAGCACAGUUCAAUGGACGUGUUGGAUUUAUGCAAACGAUGCCGAACACCAAUGCCUCAAUCUAUAUUAACAACACCCAGCUGUCUGACACCGGAACCUACCAGUGCAUGGUUAAUAAUCUUCCUGACCGCGCCCUAAGGAACAUAGGGGUUGUUGGAUUUACCGUUCUAGUUCCUCCCUCUGACCCGCUGUGCAAUAUUCAGGGGUCUCUGGAUAUUGGAAGUGACAUAACUCUGACCUGUAGCUCAGAGGAAGGAAUACCUAGACCCACGUACCUCUGGGAAAAGCUGGACAACUUACCUAUUCCUCCUGCAACUGUAACACAAGAUCAAUUUCAGGGGACAAUUUUGCUGAGAAAUAUAAGCACGGCAUCCUCAGGACGUUACCAGUGUGUGUCAUCCAACCUCAUGGGAACAAGUACCUGCCUUUUAGACCUUCAGGUUGUUGCACCUCAGCACCAAAGCGUGGGACUUAUUGCCGGAGCUAUUGCGGCAGGCGUGCUGGUGUUAAUCAUUUGUUUAGUUGUCGUAGCUGUGUGCUUGGUCUACUGGAGGAACAAACAUAAGGAAGAAGAGGAUGAAAUCCCUAAUGAAAUUAGAGAAGAUGAUCUUCCACCAAAGUGUUCGUCCUCUACCAAAGCAUUUCACCCUGAUGCAUCCUCAUCCGAGCAAGACACCUUUACAUCCACCAACACCUACAAUGGCCACUACUGGAAUAAGACCAAGCCUAAUUAUAAUUCUGGAUCUUACGUUCACUAUAAUGGCAACGGUGUGCGUCAGUCUUCUGCCCGUUCAGUGGCGGGUCAUAUAAGGUUAAAUUAUGCUAAUGGUGGACAACCUACCCCAGGUCCACCAAAGACAUUAGUGGUCACAACCAACACUGCCCCCUCUCCUAAGACUGGAGUUAGGAGCAACGGCACAGUUGGCAGAAAACCAAAGCCAUCCCAAACUAGGUCUUAUGCUGUGAGCCAGGCCGCACUGGAGAGAAUAGGUGCUGUGCCAGUUAUGAUACCAGCACAGAGCAGAGCUGGAUCCUUGGUAUAGGAAUUUGUAUCCUUUAUUGUUAAAUGAGAACACCAUUAGCAUGUGGGAUGGCAUCCUUGCACCUGUCAUUUCCUUUCAUUUUGGUAGUCAAUUAAAAGUGCUGAAAUCAACCAGUCUUUUGUUCUCUGGAGAGAUGACAAAACCCUGGGACAAGGAUUAAACAGGGAAAUGUGGACAGUUUGCAGAGAUUAGAACUAAUCAUUGCAGUGCCAAGCAUAGCCCGAGGGCUUCCAGUGCUGAAUUGCUUAUGUGCCUCCCUCAUCCAGCCGGUUGAUCAUAUGCUCAAAUCCAUUUAUGGCUUUUAUAUUUCUAACACCUGCCUUGUUUGGAAUUCUGCUUAUUUUAUUGAUACAUAAUGAAGGUGCUAUAGAGCCCCACCAAACACCAGCUAAAAAUACGGCAAUCAGCACUCGCAAUCUACUCUUGGUCCAGUACCACUGAU